Molecule: messenger RNA, 237 nt
Organism: Dicrocoelium dendriticum
Lineage: Eukaryota; Metazoa; Platyhelminthes; Trematoda; Plagiorchiida; Dicrocoeliidae
Source: the annotation of a GenBank genome assembly
AUGGCACAGAACAUCCUUUUCGCAGCCGCUAUCUUCCUCAGGGUGCCCUCCGUAGUACGCAGUUCGAGGAGAUACGAGUAUACCAAGGUCUUUCUCACAGGCAGCAUUCCUGAUCAAGAAACCACCAAUGUGAUAGGCGCCAAAUGGGUCAGAAGAGCCGAUCGGCAGGACAGAGCACUUCUUCUCACUGAUUUGAUGGGUAGACGCACAUUUCCGAAGACCAGCUAUGAAAGCAGG